AUGGCCGCAGCAACAUCUCAACGCGCUGCUAGCCUUCUUAUGGCACUGCGCUCUUCAUCGCGCUCCGCUAUCGCAUCUUCUUCUCGCACCCAGACAAACCGAUUGGCCUGCACGGCAACCCUUGUCUCCUCACUACUAAUUGCCUCUGGCUCCUCCCAACUCCCCUCUCUCCGCCCUGGCCUCUCCCUCCAGCGCCGCUACAAAUCCAAACGGUCCUCAGCACAAUAUAUCGACCCUAACGCUGCAGAAGCCGACGAUGUCCCCGUCAUGAAAACAAAAGGCAAAGGAUCCAAAGGCAACCGCGGUGCCCAACCCACCUCUCGCGGCGCCAAAUCCAAACGUGGAGACACCGAACAAGACAAUGCCGAGUACAAAACUUCCACCCGCAACCAAGACCUCCCCGACGAAGGAUUCGAUUUUGACGCUAUCUCCUCCCAUAUGUCCCGUGCUGUAGAGCGAUGUCGAUCCACCACUUCCACUCUUGUGGGUUCUUUUGGACGUGCAGACCCAGCUCUGUUGGACUCGGUGAAAGUGGAGUACCCUGGAACUGGGAGUUCAGGUAAAUCUCUUCAUCCGCUUCGAGAGUUCGCUACGGUCGGAGUGCGGGAUGGAGCGCUGAUCGUGACUGCGUUCGAUGCUGACAUGGUCAAACACAUCGAAAGGGCUAUUUACGCUGCUGAUCUAGGGCUCACACCGCAGACUCAAGCGCAUCAGAACCCGGGAGAUGAAAACAUUAUUCGUGUAGCUGUGCCGCAACCAACUACAGAGUCGAGACAGGCGAUGGUGAAGGAUUUGACCCGCAUCUGCGAAAAUGCUAGGGUCAGUAUUCGCGAUGCUAGACACAAAGCGCAGAAACAGAUCAAGAGCGAUAUUGACAGGAAAGUGGUGGGCAAGAGUGAGGGUGAGAAGGAGAGUAAGAAGGUCGAAGCAGAGACCAAGAAGUUUAGCACACAGGUGGAUCAGCUGUUUGAGAAGAUGAAACAGACUCUUCUUGCUGGGAACUAG
Messenger RNA from Ustilago hordei, 1005 nucleotides. RefSeq lists its product as uncharacterized. Gene Ontology annotation, biological process: translation. Gene Ontology annotation, molecular function: ribosomal large subunit binding. The record is from RefSeq and is a predicted model, not a curated record. NCBI's taxonomy places the organism in Eukaryota, Fungi, Basidiomycota, Ustilaginomycetes, Ustilaginales, Ustilaginaceae. The transcript has a single exon. Bases 1 to 1005 code for a protein of 334 amino acids. Gene Ontology annotation, cellular component: mitochondrion.